GCAGAUUUGCACUGCACUUUUAACUCACACCAGCUCAACGGUAUGCUACCUUAGACUUUGUCGAGGCAGAUAGGUGGUAGUCUUGUUUUACGACAUUGGACUCCUCGGCUGCUUUCCAUUGGUCAGUACCGCUCCCUGAAGCUCGGUCGAUUCCGCGGUCCCGCGGUCCCCACCGUCACAGGCAGCAGCAGGCAACAGCACGACCAGACAUGGGCAAAGGGAGAACUCGACAAGCAACGUGACUUCGUGGGAAUCUCGCGUCCUGUGGUCGAGCCUCUGCUACUGUUAGGCGCCAUCCUUAAACCAUUUGAACUUUACCGUCGAGACGCGUUGCAGCCUAAUUGGAACCACAAAUAUCCCACGGCCGUCUAGCAUCGACCCCUCAAUCCAUACCUCUUGGCUACCCUGACGGUGAUCAUUCCACUGGAGUACAAAAGGUCAAAACUUUGUUCACACUAGUAGAUCGAAACUCAUCUGCAAUUCCAUCGUCUUACCAUCCAUCUCAUUAGGCCUGGAAGUGGGUCGAGGUCGUUCUCAUCAGCUCAUCUUAGACUCGAGUUCAGACUACCACCGAGGGGAUUGACAACAGCUAAUAUGUCGACCACUCUGACUGUCCGCGAGCGGCUCACCCUCUGCAAGUGGGCCGACAGUCUACCUGGCGACAUCACUCCAACCCUCGCGCGCGGUGCGGAAUGGGUCAAGAGCGAGUUCGGAAAGGAUGUCCCCGAAGCUGUCAUCCGGACCGUCCUAGACCGGUCGGACAUGACAGAUGACUUUCAAGCCUACAACGACGGCGAGAUCGCCCCCUUAAUACGCCCAGGCUUCGGUAAAGAAUUCUGGGAGAUGCCCGACGACGAUGCCGCGUUCCCCAGCGCCGUACAGGAGUGGAAGGCAGCCACCCUGACGUGGGGAGAGAUCGCCAUCUUGUGGUUUGUUGAGAAGAUCACGAACAAGCCCGAUUGGCAUGUCAAGGUCUUUGAUGAGGAAAUUGUUGCAAAGUGGAAGCAGGAGGUCAUGGCUGUCGACUGGAAGGCCGUGGGUCUCAAGUAUGCUUAUUUUGACGACGAUUUGUUUACCUUUGCUCUCGCUGAGCUUCGUGAGAAGGCCAAGCUGUUCGAAGCUACUGGCAUGAUCCCCAUCUUCGAUGCCUCGUCCGCCGUCAUCAAGUCUGACAGUGCCAUCACUCCGGAAGUAAGAGAAGAACUCAAACAGGGUGUAGCCGCUCUCGAAAAUAUCUCCGAAAACGAAAAGGACUGGCAUCCCGGCAGCGACGGCAAGGUCCUGGACCUCGUGCACCCUUCUCUCUGGCCUCUUGUCUUUGGAAAGUCUCGCAUCGUCGCCGAUAAGCGUGUCCUGCUCAAAGACACGCUGGCGGCCUGCGGCACAGGAGACGUCAUCCCCGUUCCCAAGAAGAGGUAUCCCGACCACCAAUCCUCCGACGACCUGUGGUCCGUCAAGUACCAGUGGCUCCCGUGCGACAUUGACAUUGAGGAGGGCAAGCCGAAAAUCAUGAGCUAUAUCAACAACCUGCACCCACAGCACCAUGCCGGCCUCUACAACACUAUCGAAAAGGUGCUCGAGAAAGCUCUCCCCAUGUGGGAUCUGGUAUACAGGUGGCACGAAGACUACGAGACCCUCCGCAUCCCCUGUGAAUCAGCCCGGACACAAUGCCUAGCGGAGUGCAGCCGGUGGUGCUGUCCUGAAAACCGCCCGGUAGACCCAGACGAGGCCGAACGUGACGAGGACGAAUUCAACGACGACUCCGGCGGAUAUAGCGCCGAGGAGCCCAGCCGCGAAGUCUGGCGGAGAGACAAGAUCUGGUUCGAACGUACCCACCCAAUCGAGAAGCCGCCCGUCCCCGCGUACAAACCCAUGGAGCUCCAGCCCAAGGACGUCAAUCUGACCUCCGGCUUCUUCAACCAUGCCGACCGCAUCCAGGUCAUCGUGAAGCUCGCCAACGUCCACCUCACGCCCGAGAAGCCGACGUACGACGGCGGGUCCUGGCAUAUUGAGGGCCAGCUGAACGAGCACAUCGCCGCCACGGCGCUCUACUACUACGACAACGAGAAUAUCACCGACAGCCACCUCGCCUUCCGCACCGUCGCCGACAGGGAGGAGCUCAUGGGGGAGCUCAACUACGAACAGGGCGACUUCCACACCAUUAACCGGACGCUGGCAAUCAACUCCGUCGCGGACACGAACCAGCGCCUCGGCAGCGCUCUCACGCGCGAGGACAGGCUUCUCGCGUUCCCCAACGUUUACCAGCACUGCGUUGCGCCGUUUGAGCUCGUCGACAAGACGAAGGCGGGCCACCGCAAGAUCCUCGCGCUGUUUCUCGUGGACCCGAGGAUUCCCAUCAUUGGCACGGCGAAUGUGCCGCCGCAGCAGAGAGGGUGGUGGAAGGAGGGCGCCGCGCCGGGAGACCGGUUGGGAACGUUGCCGCCCGAGGUUACGGAUAUGGUGUUUGAUAAUAUGGAUUUUCCGAUUGGGAUCGAGGAGGCCAAGAGGAUACGGGCUGAUCUGAUGGAGGAGAGGACGACGAUUGCCGAGCAGGGGAUGGGGGUGAUGACGACUAUGGAGUGGAACUUUUGCGAGCACUGAGUCUGGCGGAACCGGCACUGGGCCCCGUUGUGUUGUGUUCGUAUUGAAGAAAGGGGACCGCUUAGUCGUCAUGGCGGUGAAGGGAGAGAAACUUGGGAGCUGUGUUGAGACGUUUGCUUGACCGGCCUGAAAGUUGACACCAGAUAUGUCAAUAGCUGUGCAAAUCGUGUCACCCCAGCCUGCGGUUGUGGUCCGAUUGGACGAUCUGACGGCAUCCUGCAGUCCCGCAGUAAGACAAGUGGAUUUUGUCUCAUUUCGUCUGCCAAUACGUUAGCUGCCCGUGAAACAUCGAGAGUCGAUGCCAGGGCACAAGAGCCUACU
Colletotrichum scovillei is the source of this 2922-nucleotide messenger RNA. RefSeq lists its product as uncharacterized. Bases 595 to 2601 code for a protein of 668 amino acids. The record is from RefSeq and is a predicted model, not a curated record. The transcript has 3 exons. Lineage: Eukaryota; Fungi; Ascomycota; Sordariomycetes; Glomerellales; Glomerellaceae.